Molecule: messenger RNA, 3453 nt
Organism: Hylaeus volcanicus
Lineage: Eukaryota; Metazoa; Arthropoda; Insecta; Hymenoptera; Colletidae
Product: neutral and basic amino acid transport protein rBAT-like
Exons: 8
Coding region: 175-2316 (713 amino acids)
Biological process (GO): carbohydrate metabolic process
Source: RefSeq, a predicted model, not a curated record
AGACGGUAAAUAGACGCGGGGCGUCGAACGAAAUCGUACCACGGUCGGCCUGAAAGAAAAUCACGGUGAUUUUAUGAUCCCUCGUGGGCGGACGUGUCCCGGGGUCGGUUUUAUGUGUUUUAUGUGUUCCGCCUAUGUUGCUUCUGUCACGUGGUAACCGGCUGAAUUACAGAGAUGAAUAUCCCGAAGCCCGAGGGUCUGUUGUCAGUGGUUUUACCCACUGAACUUGCGUCCUCGGCCAGUUCACGACAGCUUAUUAUAAAUCAGGACCAACAGGAUGAAGAAGCGUCGGAUUGCCCACUUCUGACACCCAGCCCACCACUCCGGACGGACGAUGGUCUGGAAUCUGGAGCGAUCUAUGUUUCCCUGGAAGGAAAUCCCGUGGAAUCGAUCCCGCCGCUCGAGAACAUUAAUAGAGAAGACGGACUCAGCGAGUUCAUGAACAUAGUGAACAGCUCCAGCAAAGCUUUAAACGAUGAGCCUAGUUCCCGGGAUCCGAUGGUGGAAUCAACAUCCAGCGGCAGCAGCAGUGAUUCAAACGAGCCCGUCUGUGCGCAAUUGUUGACACAGUUGAACACGGCUUAUCAACACCUUGCUCCCGAUGCCCAGGCACUGUUUUACAAUCAGGAGAAUGGUGGGAAGCCACCGUUGGUUGGGAUCCAGCUGGUGGUACCGAAGCCCCCCAAGGAUUAUCGUUUCAUGAAAUGGAAUUGGCCGCUGAUAAGGAAGACGUGUUUCUGGUCCCUGAUGUCGGUGCUCGCGGGGUGCACGGCGCUCGUCAUCGGUGUCAUCGCCACCAUGCCCAAAAAGUGCGAUCCACGCGUGCAAUGGUGGCAGGGCAGCAUUUUCUACGAGAUAUUCCCAGCGUCCUUCCAAGACUCCUCGAAGACCAGCGACGGUAUCGGCGACCUGCGCGGCAUAACGACGCGAUUAGACUAUUUAAAAAAGCUGGGCGUUCGAGGAAUUCGUUUGAACUCGAUAUUCCCAGCAACGCAUUAUCCCGAGUACUAUCUAGACAUCGCGAACCUGACCGACGUGAACAAAGAGCUGGGAACGUUGGAUGACUUUGCCACGCUCGUACGCGAGAUCCACCGACGGAACAUGAGUCUAGUUUUAGAUCUGCCGCUCUAUCCAUUUGUAAAGACGUUGUAUGACGAGAACGUGGCGGCGAAGAAGCCGAAUAAAACCGACAAAGCAGUGCGCGAGAGAAGAGGCGUUACGGACGACCUGAUCCUGCAGGACGUGGCGUUGACGACGGCUUCCACGUCGUUGCAGGCGAUCAGGGAUGCGUUGACCUCGAUACCGCCGUUUUUGGAAGAAUCCAAGCCGCAACGUCUCACGUCGAAUCGCAUAAACGCAGUGACGGAGAACCCCGUCGCAUCGGCGAUCAAACUCUGGCUGGAGAGAGGAGUCGACGGUUUCUAUUUGAAGGGACUCGAGCACUACGUCGACGAAGAGUCCUUUCCAACCAGUCUGACCCACUGGAAGUCCCUGUUGGGAUCCGAAAGAAUACUCAUUUGCCAUAUGGACGCCUUGAAGGCUGCCAAAUCUGCCGCGAGAAACUCCAUCUUGAACAGGAUAGAUCUCGUGGAUGUCGCGCUGCGGGUCGCGAAUGGAACGAAGGAAAUUAAGAGACAAGUCGAGGACGUUACGGGGGGCGUGUUGUUCGAGAAACCGGGUUACCCUUGGGUGUAUUGGUCCAUCGGCGGAGUGGACUCGAAGAGAGUUGCGUCUUCUAUCAGUGUGAAGAACGCCACCAUUGCUGCCUCCCUGCUGGGAAUGAUGCUUCCAGGGACACCGAGUAUAUUUUAUGGAGAUGAGAUAGGUAUUAAAGACUGCGAUUGCGAAGAUCACAAGGAUCUCGCUCACGUACACAACCUGGCUCCCAUGUAUUGGGAUUCGAAUGACGGGUCGGGUAAUAAGUUUGCGUCCACCGGCGUCACGGCUUGGUUACCAGAAGCUACGAAACCGUUAGAAACAAGUUUGAUGGGGACCAUUGCCGAAAUGGCGACUCUGAGAAGUCAAACGACUCCGAUUUACGUUAAGGCGGUGCUGAAGGAGAAUCAGGUGCAAGCGAACUGUGGUAUUAGAUAUGCAGAGGACGAAAUGAUCGUGAUAGAACGAUGGUAUCCACGGAGGAAUUCGUACGUCUUUCUAGCUAAUUUAGGCAACAAAACGCAAACCAAGGAUUUAUCUUUCCUUUACUAUGGUGGUCAGGUGGUAGUUGGUCCUACGUACAGACUGAACCGCGACGUCUACUUCAAGGAGCUCACCGUGCCCCCCGGAGAAGCAUUCGUCAUAAAACUGGAUAAAUGAAGAACUCGUUGUGAAAUCGGAGAAUUACGCAACAUUCACUUUACGUACGAUCAAGAUGUUAGGGUCUUUAUUUAAUAUUUCAAGCGUGAAUUCGUAACAUUUCCUUUGAAUGAAAAAAGGCAUUGUUGACGUUGCGACCGCUGUGAACAACGAAGAUUUUAUACGAUAGUUCCUAUUAAUUGUUAAUCAAAUAUGUAGGAACUCCAACGUCCAUGAAAGUAUUAUUUGAAGAGCAGAAGAUAGUUAAUUCAAAGAAAACCACCAACAUUGAAUACAAUUUGGCGAUAGUAAAACGAAGAUUGUAUCGUAAAAGGCAAACAUCGUGCUAUUCGAAUGGUUUCCCGUAGACGGGUGAAAUGUGCUUGGAUAAAAAGAAAUCAAAAGAAGUGAUGCAGAAUCAAAUUACACGUUACACCGUUACCGUUAAUCUUGUUAGUAAUAUUGAAGAAGCAUAACGAAUGUUCGCGCAUUUCACAUUCCAAAAGAGGACAAAUCGUUUAACACUUACCUGUGUUCAUUCUCGUGAUCCAAGUUUACAAUGCGAGAUUGCUUCACUGUGUUUUGUACCUUCUGAUAGUUUUGAUAAUAAAACCGAGAAUUUUCGUGACCGUACCGAUUACUUCCAGUCGUAAUACGAAUUUAUCUUGAAAUUUCAAAUGUUUUACAUUUACGAGAGCGCAAGGAAAUUUAUCCCUGCUACGCUCUGGAUACGUUUUUUAAUCUCACGAAAGAUUGACCUAAAAUAUAUGCGGACUAUUUUUGUAACGAAUUUUACCGUGUGAUAAAAAAACUGUUCGCAACGUGUAAUUUCUCACUUGUUUUGUAAUAAUUUUUGGUACUAAUCGAGUGACAUUUUACCGAUGCGUGAAUUAUACAUAUGGUGCUUAUGUAAGGAGAAUUCUUUUUGUAUUUUUAUUCAGAUACCAUGACACGCGUGUCCUCUCAUCACGCCAUUUAUUUAAAUGUGCGCUCGUUGAACUCGAUAUAUAUUCCAGUACAAUCUUUAAAUAGCAUUAAACGAGAAAUAUACUAAUGGAAUCUUUGAAGUAUUCUACGUACGUAGAUUUUUACUUUAAGAAAGUUCGAUUUCGAUGUGAAUUUUAAUAUUCGGAAAUAAAAGAAAGUGUUGUCCCAUGA